CUUGUGCUUAUGUGAAGCCACAUUCCUGGCUGGACAGACAGCGCUGUUCAUACACAUGACCCAUUUCUCUGCUGUUUAUUGAAUGUAUGCGCCGGGGUAUUGGGAGGGGAAAGGAUAAUGUAUGAGGGUCCAGCCCCGUGUGGAGCAGGAAGAAGAGUAAGAAGUGGGCAUGACGCCAGUGCGUGAGUCACAUAAGAGUGUCAGCCCCCGAGUACAACAAGUACAUCUGUGACUCCUCCGCGUCGGGCGCAUUUGCAGCGCAUUAGUACGAGGCGGCGGCUGCAGAUUUAGUUUCAUAUGAAACAAGAGUGGAAGCGGCUAUAGCGCUAUGGAUCUGGUCAUUCAUUUGUCCGAGGGCGAUAACUUGUCAAUGGGAGACACUGUCAGCGCUAACUCUUCCCAGUUUAACAACAGCAGCGGCAGGGUCCCAGGGAACCAGACGGGAGACCCGUACGUUCGCAACGAGGCGCUGGCCAAGCUCGAGAUCGCUAUUCUAGCCGUGAUCUUCGUGGCGGCGGUGCUGGGCAACUGUAGCGUGCUGCUGGCGCUGUACAAGUCCAAAAAGAAAAUGUCCCGGAUGCACCUGUUUAUCAAACACCUGAGCCUGGCCGAUCUGGUGGUGGCGUUUUUCCAGGUGCUGCCCCAGCUGUGUUGGGACGUGACUUACCGCUUCUGGGGUCCCGAUAUCCUGUGCCGGAUUGUGAAGCACCUGCAAGUGUUCGGGAUGUUCGCCUCAGCCUAUAUGUUAGUGGUAAUGACUGCCGACCGCUACAUUGCUAUCUGCCACCCGAUGAAGACCCUGCAGCAGCCCAACAAGAGGUCCUACGUGAUGAUCCUCAGCGCCUGGCUCCUCAGCUUCCUCCUCAGCACCCCGCAGUACUUCAUCUUCUGGCUCAGCCCAGUCAAGGAGGGCAGCGACGUGUAUGACUGCUGGGCCAACUUCAUCGAGCCGUGGGGUGCGAGGGCUUACGUCACGUGGAUCACCGGCGGCAUCUUCGUGGUGCCCGUCAUCAUCCUCAUCACCUGCUACGGCUUCAUCUGCUACAACAUCUGGAGGAACAUCCAGGGCAAGACCAAGCGGGAGGAGACGGAGGGGAGGAAGAGUCACAACGGGCUGUUGUCCACGUCGGUGAGCAGCGUGAAGACCAUCUCCCGGGCCAAGAUCAGGACGGUGAAAAUGACCUCAGUCAUAGUGACUGGCUAUAUCCUCUGCUGGGCGCCUUUCUUCACCGUGCAGAUGUGGUCUGUGUGGGACCGGGACCUCGAAUGGGCCGAUUCAGAAAACAUUGUCUUCACCGUGACAGCGCUCUUGGCCUCUCUGAACAGUUGCUGCAACCCUUGGAUAUACAUGUUCUUCAGCGGGCAUCUCCUGCAAGAUUUCAUACACAGCUUGCCCUGCUUUCAAAAAAUCAAGCAAACUCUCACCAAGGAGGAUUCUGACAGCAGCACCCGCAGGCAAACCUCAUUCACCAGGAUCCAGACGAGAAGUCCAACCAACAGCACAGAUACCCUGAAGGAAUCCCCCAGAUCCAGCAAGUCUAUCAAAUUCUUGCCCAUCCAAACCUGAACUUGUCACCCAUAAAGCAAGAUGCAUUUUUAAAAAAAAGCACGACUGCCACAUACUGUACUAUCAAAACAAGGAUAGAACACCCAUGGCUAUCCAUAUGCUUCUGUACUUCAAUUUCCAGCAUUCCCCACCAGAAAAUAGAAAUCCUGUAGUUUAGAAGCAGAUGGGGGCCUGAGAUGCACAAUCUAUCAUCGAAAGCAUUAUGUUGUGCACAGACUUUAGUGAAUUUGUAAAUGAGUGAUGUGUGGUUUAUAACAGGGAUGUUCACCACAUGGUCCUAAAACUAAUUUUUAGCAGAGAGUUGAAGGCCACAAUUUGGCCAGCCCUGUUUCUAAACUUAAAAAAAUUCUAUUCAUACUGAAUAUUUCAAAUAUUCUGUACAAAGCUACAAAGUUCAUACGGUUUCUGUUAGUGUCUGGUUUAGAAACAAUAAAUAUAAUGGGAGUGCAACCUCAGGUAAUGACAUUAUUGUUUCCAUGUCCAGCCCUCUAGCUCAGCUGGUAGGAAGAUGCUUGGAGCUGUUACUUUGCUAGGAUUAUCGAUAUUUCCCAUGAGGUAUGGAUACUAAAACUAUACAUUCUGUUGUUUUGCAUUUCCUGGUAUACUGGCUAUAAUAUUUCAGUGAACCAGACUGAGAUGUAUUAUAUCUGUUGCCAGAGAUAGAGGGAAAAGUGUCCCUACACAGGCAUAACAUGUUUAUCCUUUAUCCCUACUGUGGCCUUAUGAGGUAGGCAUGAAUAAAUAAUAUAAUGUCAGAGAAAAAUGUAUGAAAUGUAUGGAACUGAUGCCUAAUGUGUUUUGGGAACACCCCUUAAAGUGGACCUGUCACCUACACAUAAAAAGCUGUCUAAUGAAAGUCCUUUGCAAAUUAAACAUGGAUCCUAAAUUCUUUUUGUCAUUAAAACAUCCAUACCUGUUAUAAAGGGUUUUUAUAUUUAAGCUGUCAAUCAAACAUUACCUACCCCAUCUCUAUUCCUGAGGCAUAGAGGUGGGGCAGUCAAUUACUUUCACUUUCCGUUCAGCAUUUCCUACAUGUCGCUGCACUCCUCACAUUCCCCCUUCCCUCCUCACACUCUAUAAUUGUGUAGGGCACUACGCAUGGGCAUUAGGUCCCCCAUUCUGGUGCAAACACACGAUUUCAGGGUAUAUUUAAUUGCCUGUAUGCUGUGAUUGAGUAAUCCCAAGACUGAAGGAAACAAAAUUUAAAUAAUAAAUAUAGUGUAAGUAAAGUUUAUUUUACUCGACUAACACGAUAGAGAAGAAUUUGUAAUUAUUUCUUAGGGUAACAGGUCCCCUUUAAUCAUAGGAUCAAUAAAGAUUCAAUAUUUGAAUACUUUAUCAGUACCUAAAUAUCUAAAUACUGCAGCUUGUUAUCCAAGUCAGUUUCAUAAGAUUCCCAUUAUCCAAUUGUAGAGAGAAAUAUAAAAGAAAUAGGAAAGCAUGGGGAAUAAGAUAAUUUAUAUAUGGGAUGGAAACAAUGGGAUGUGUCUAGCUAUCUGCUGCCUGUUCCCUUGGAUUUGCAUUUAUUUUGCACUCGAUUUAUUUAUAUAGCCUCAGUUUUAUCCUGACAGCUAAUUCCGUGAAAUGUGGUUAGUAGGACAAUAACAUCAGUAUGUAGAGGGAUGGCUGCUUUGGUAUAACAAGUGUGUGCUCUUAUUACAGUUACAUUACACAAGUUACCAUCUUAUUUAGUGUAAAAAAGUAACUUUUAAGGGAAAUCAUUACUUUUGUGUUGUGAUUAUAUGCCUUUAUAUUAUUUAGAGAUUUUUAGUCUUUAUUUUUUAUAUAUAGUGUAACCCAAACCAAAGCAAAUUAAUUAUAUUUUCUCACAGAGUCUACAUGUUACCCUUGGUGAGGCAUGGAAAGUUUCCAAUGAAAUCAAUCUGCACCGAAUUUUUUUACUCCCCUAUACCAGGCUAAAGUAACAAUGGAGUGUUUUAAUAACAAGGUGAACAUCCUGCAAUGGUGUCAGUAUCUCUUUAACGUGACCCUUAUGGUCAGCUUAAUAAAACAUAUAACCACACAAAUAGCAUUCUAUAAAAUUCAUAGGCACCAAUUGAUUCUUUAAAAUGUAUGCAUUACUGAGGAUAUAGGUGUGGAGGUUACUGUACAUAACCCUAUAUAGAAAAACGAAAGUGCUAGAGUGUGACAGUAACACACAACAGAACAAAUAUGAAUUGUGCAUGCCGUGCAUUUGUCACGGAGCUCAGUCAGGGAUUUUCAAUCUGUGACUCUUCAACUGUUACUGAGCUGCAGCUAACAAGAAUCCCUUGACAUCUAACUGCUGCCAGGGGACACAGAGGAUCCCGGCCUUGUAUGUGUAUAACCUUUUUCAGAGAAUGGGAAACGUUCCCUGCAGAAAUUCCCAAGAACUAAUAUAAACCAAUAACUUAAUUAAAGCUGAGGACCAUUUUAGUGAACCGUGUGAAAGAAAUUGUUGUAUGGCAUGUGAUACAGUUGACUUUCAGUGCCCUAUGUAUUUCUGGACCUUUAAUUUUCUUUAAUACAGUUUCUUGCAGUUCUAUAUUGUGUGCUAUAUGCCUGUGUAUUCUGUGAAUAAUUUAUCUUGCAAUAUCAUCAAAACAUUUGCUUUCUUGUUCGGGUAUUUGAUUAUUGUUUUUAUAACAUUUAUCCUUUUCUUACAAUAAAGGUGGCCAUACACAAUUUGUACAAUAUGCCACAAAUUAGAACCCCCCUCCCCUGCCCAAACUAAUGGAUACCGCGGACCAUACAUGUGUAUGGUCACCUUUCUAAUUGACCAAACUGCCUGACCAAAUCUGAGCAUAUAUGGCCACUAUCCAGACUAGAGAUGUGCCUAGUCUGAAACUUUCUAGCCAGGCGAGUUUGGACCAACUUCUGUGCUCCAUUGGGUCAUGGGCAGGUUCGGGUUGAGCCCUCUCUGUCCACAACCUUAUUGUGCCUCUUUUUAUAAGCACUAUCUGGACCGCUCCCUUUCUUGACAUCAAUUCAGCAUGAUCCAGCAGUUGGCUCAGUUCUAAUCAACAAUAUUCAGUAUUCUCAUUGUAGAUCCCCUGUAGUGCAGCACUGAAUGACCCAAUUCAAUGACACUUCUACUGAUUUAUUAGAAAAGGAGCUCUGGGAUAAUAGACAAGUCACUGAUAUGGAAAUUUCUCUCUUCUUUACUAAUAAAUACUAUGUUUAUGACAGUUUGAAAUGGAUUGUACAUUACUUUCAUAUAAACAAGAGCACAAUUUAUAUAAGUCA
Molecule: messenger RNA, 4792 nt
Organism: Xenopus laevis (African clawed frog)
Lineage: Eukaryota; Metazoa; Chordata; Amphibia; Anura; Pipidae
Gene: avpr1a.L
Product: arginine vasopressin receptor 1A L homeolog
Exons: 2
Coding region: 329-1567 (412 amino acids)
Biological process (GO): G protein-coupled receptor signaling pathway; signal transduction; positive regulation of vasoconstriction
Cellular component (GO): membrane; plasma membrane
Molecular function (GO): vasopressin receptor activity; G protein-coupled receptor activity; peptide binding
Source: RefSeq, a predicted model, not a curated record